GAAGAGGAAAGGCAGAGGAAUGUCAUCGGCCUGUCGGCCAGGGCAAAGUGCCUUGUCUUGCUGGAGUUGGUGGAAACUCUUGGGGACAAACCAGAGGAUGUUGCUGCAAAGCUCACAUCUGAGUGGUCAUCGGACACAAUCAAACGCUAUGUGUCUGUUGCCCGGAAGUUGAAGGGGCAGCCUGAUUUGCUGCAAGCAAUUGUCCAAGUCGAGUAUGAGCUUGGCCGGGAAUGUGCCCUUGAUGGCAUAACUGCCUUGCGCAGCCUCACAGGCCUGAACUUGGAUGAGGCCGAUGCGGUCUACGUCGUGAAGGUCCUGACGUAUGAGCAGCGCUGUGGGUUUCGACGAAAGGGCUCCAUAGUUCCUCUGAGACACUGCAAGGGGAACUUUGACAUCCCCAUUCGCUUGAAAUCUUUGCUGAUCCGGCGCGACGUGUACAAGCACUUGGCUGGGCUUUUCAAACAGUUCGAGGCCGACAUCAUGGCCUACAUGGACCCUGAUUGGUAUCAGGCUUUCAUUGGAAGUGAGCAAGAAGUUGAAGGAGCUGUAGGUGAACCAGAUGACAAUGACGACAACUGCAAAAUGGAAGUCUCGGCCUACACAUCCAAGAUCCCUUUGAUGAAGUUCUGUACGAAGCUGGCCAAGGGCCACUACGAGUUGUCGCUUUGCAAGGUGUCGAAAGAGUCCGUGCCGGGCAAGUCCUUGAAUUUGACAAAGGACGACUCAUUGCAGAAGCAGGUCGAGUCAUGCCGCGAGAAGUAUGUGACAGACUUCCCACCUACGCUUGCAGCAGCUGCCAACACACCGACUGUGCGGCACGAAUUCCUGGAGGUCACGACAACGAAUGAGAUCGUGAAUGAACCUGAUUACCUUGAGGAGUUGUCCAAAUACAACAUGAUGGCGACAAGUCACGAGACCCGAACCAUCCAGGAGUACAUUGAUGCAAGAGUUGAAUGGCUGGUCUGGACCAGCGACACUGAGCAGAAGCUGGAAAGACUGCCACUUUUGAAGGAAACUGGAUCACCCAAGGUCGUUCUCUAUGAGACUCAAAACGACGGGUUGCUCGACUAUGACGAGGUGAAGAAAAGACGAGUCAACAUCUUUACAGGUGUUGGCGUGGGUGCCUCCGCACAGAGGAUGACAGAGGUCUUGGACAUGUUUGCCAUGGUCCAAUCCACCAGCAGCCCUGAGAUGCGUGACAAGUCGUGCUUGGCUGUCAUGGUGAAAGUCGACAGCCUAAAGAGCAAGUCAGCUUUGGAUGUUGUGCGAGCAAAGCUACCCCGAAAGACAUCGACAGCUGUCAUCACGCUCGACCCUGAACAGACAGACCUCUUAGCACGCAUCAGACGCGGAAAGAGGGCUUUUGGAGCGCAUGUGGAGGACCGAUUGGUCUUGGCAAGCCCGAAAGGGUUUUCAACAGCAGCCAGCACAAUGAAGUUUCUGAAGGCCACGGACACCUUCUUCAACAGAUGGCCAGAAAUUGGGCAGGAAGGGGAGGCGCUUGCAUCCAUCAAAGACGAUGAAUGCGUACCAUUUCCUCAUGAAGCGCACCAAGUUUUGUCCCAAGAGCUGCUGCACAUUUUUGGUGCCAACGUCUUGGUGGCGAUUGGCGUUGGGUCUGGGCUUUCCAUUCUUGGCGGCCUUCUUGCUGGAGCUCGGGUGGUGGCAGUGUGUGCCUCAAAGAGUCACCAGAAAUUUGUGAUGGCCAACCUGGCAACAUGGCUCAAGGAGAAGCGGGUGGUGCCUGGAACCGCUUUGGCAAAGCCCCAGCAAUUGGUGCAGUAUGAAGCAAAGCGUGGACGAGCCAUCACGCCCAGGCCGCAAACUCCUGCGCCAGUUCCCAAGUCCAGCCCACCGACGCCCCAGCCCAAUGCGAGCCCUGGCGCUGCAACUACUCCGCCAGUGAGCAAUGGCGGUACCCCCACUCACAGCAAUGGCUCCGGCUCCAACGGCGGUGCUGCCAAUGGAGGCCCAGGGCGCAACUUGCUGGCAUCUUUCGGAAAUGUGGCCAUGUGA
Molecule: messenger RNA, 2016 nt
Organism: Cladocopium goreaui
Lineage: Eukaryota; Dinophyceae; Suessiales; Symbiodiniaceae
Source: the annotation of a GenBank genome assembly